CUGUGCCACAAUGUCUCUUAGGAUGAGCGCGCGAACCAGCAUCUAAUGAUCAGCCACCGCUCAGGUACUAUGGGUAGUACAUCGCUGGUAUCGCUGCGCAGUAGCGUUAUUUUAUGCGUUAUCUGGCUAGCUCUAGCCGCAGAAAUGGAAAUAGACCCUGUCUGGGAAAAUAUUUUCAAAGCCAGGAGCGACGAUGACUGGCGAACAGUGUGGCACACGGAAAGACACCGCAGAUGUUACCAUGACCUCCUCAUACACAUGGAUUGGGUUUGUCAGAAAGAUAUUUAUGCUGUUAAGAGGAAGAAGAAAAUUUCUGAGCCUUUUAUGGAUGACCAGCAGGCUCACCGUUUCCUGGGGCGUCGCCGAAAGCGCUCUGCUGCUCACCACGCCCUCGUCAAGAGAGGCAUCAUCGACGAAUGCUGCCACGGAAAUGCAGGGUGCUCCUGGGAAGAGUACGCAGAGUACUGUCCGGCCAACUCGAGGGUCCGGUCCUGACGACCACGUGUCCUAAAGAAAUGACUUUCUUUAUGUAUGUGAAAGAGAACGGCACCUGGCUUCGAGAUUAAUAAAAUAAAUUUUUCAAA
Messenger RNA from Argiope bruennichi, 584 nucleotides. It is a transcript of the gene Ilp7, whose product is annotated as probable insulin-like peptide 7. Lineage: Eukaryota; Metazoa; Arthropoda; Arachnida; Araneae; Araneidae. Gene Ontology annotation, cellular component: extracellular region. Gene Ontology annotation, molecular function: hormone activity. The record is from RefSeq and is a predicted model, not a curated record. The transcript has 4 exons. Bases 46 to 495 code for a protein of 149 amino acids.